Messenger RNA from Pochonia chlamydosporia 170, 1485 nucleotides. Its product is annotated as flavin-binding monooxygenase. The transcript has a single exon. Gene Ontology annotation, molecular function: N,N-dimethylaniline monooxygenase activity; NADP binding; flavin adenine dinucleotide binding. Lineage: Eukaryota; Fungi; Ascomycota; Sordariomycetes; Hypocreales; Clavicipitaceae. The coding region runs from base 1 to 1485 and encodes 494 amino acids. The record is from RefSeq and is a predicted model, not a curated record.
AUGGCAAAAAGAUCUUUUAUAAGCUCAUCAACUAAUCUCGACUAUGAUGUGAUCAUAAUUGGUGCCGGCAUCUCCGGCAUCAAUGCUGCCUAUCGAUUACAAAACCAAGCUCCGCCAGGCACGACUUACAUCAUCCUCGAGGCACGAGACACCAUCGGCGGUACCUGGGAUUUAUUUCGCUAUCCAGGUAUUAGAUCUGACUCAGAUAUUUUCACUUUCGGAUUUUCAUGGAACCCAUGGCCAAAGCAAGAGACCCUCGCCAUGGGACCAGAAAUCAAGCAGUACAUGAUUCAAUCUGCCAAGGCGGCCGGGAUCUACGAGAAUAUUCAUUUCAAAAAUAAGAUGAGGUCGGCGAAUUGGGUCUCACAAGAUGGCUGCUGGGAGUUAUCUGCCUGCAUCAACGGGAAUGAACGCACUGUGGUCUAUCGAAGUCGUUUCAUCUUUCUCGGUACUGGCUACUAUGAUUAUGAACACCCACUCCAGGCACCUAUACCGGGCAUUGGCGACUUUCAAGGCAAGGUAAUUCACCCGCAGUUCUGGCCCGAGGAUUACGACUUCAUUGAUAAGAAUAUGGUUGUUAUUGGCAGUGGAGCGACUGCAAUAUCUAUUGUUCCUGCUGUUGCUGGCAAGACGAAACACGUCACGAUGCUGCAACGGAGUCCGACAUACAUUUACCCGCUUUCUAAUCGCCUCAAGUCUACCACUGUAUUAUUUCAUAUGUUCCCAAAGAGGGUCGCCGAAGGGGUAAUCAGGAUGCUUUGGAUACUUGAAGGUUAUGCGAUGCUUGCUCUUUGUCGCAGCUUUCCCAAUGCCAGCAGAAAGCACAUUAGGUCUAUCAACAAGAAACUGCUACCGCCUGACUUUCCAAUAGACCCCCAUUUCGAGCCGCGUUACAAUCCGUGGCAACAGCGCCUCUGCGUCUCUAUGGAUGGUGAUAUAUUUGCCGCAAUACGAUCGGGCAGAGCUAGCAUCGUAACCGACGUUAUUGAAACAGUCACCAAGGAUAGCAUUCGGCUAGCUUCUGGGGCCACAUUACACCCUGAUGUCAUUGUAACCGCGACUGGGCUUAAAGUCAAAUUUGGGGGUGGUAUACAGUUCUCCGUUGACAACAAGCCUGUUGAUCCAACUGAGAGCCUCGCCUGGAGAGCCUGCAUGCUACAGGAUAUUCCAAACUUGAUCUUUUCCUUCGGCUACGAGAACGCGUCUUGGACUCUUGGCGCAGACUGCGCCGCUCAACUUCUCACUCGUUUCAUGUGGGAGCUUGACAAGCGCUCGCUUACGGCCGUGUCGCCGCAUCUUAGGGAGGGAGAUAAGAAGAUGGAAGCUAGACCUUUGUUUAGUCUAUCUGCGACGUAUCUAAAGAAUAUCAAGGGUAGUCUUCCGAUGGCAGGUACAGAGGGCCCUUGGAGACCAAGAUCCCAUUAUGCGGCGGACUUUAUUGCUGCCAAAUGGGGAAGCCUUGAAUCCGGUUUGCUUUGGGAGUAG